CAAUCAGUUAACUGCGAAGAAGAGGAAGACGGUUCCGCUCUUCUCUGCACAUCGACGACGAUGAAGCUCAAGUCGCUCUCUUUCCCCGCCGAGUGCCCUCCCCUUUCGGUAAUCGCGGCGUCCAAAAUCGCCGGAAUCUCCGUCCCCGCCGACGCCUCUCUCGCUCCCGCUUCUCCCCCGGUUCUCCACUUCUCCGAUGGGCGAAAUCUGCGCGGCGUUCCGCCGCUGCUUCGUUACUUCGGUCGGAUUUCGAAUCUUUGCGGCGGCGAUGCAUUUCAGGAUGCUCAGAUAGUUGAGUGGAUCGAUUACGCUCCCGUGCUUUCGGUUGGUUCGGCUUUCGAGACUGCCUGUAAGCAUUUGGAUGAGUAUUUAGGAAGUCGAACCUUCCUAGUUGAUCAGUCGUUUUCGAUUGCCGAUAUCGCAAUCUGGUCUGGCCUUGCAGGAGCUGGACUUAGGUGGGAGAGUUUGAUGAAGUCGAAGAAGUAUCCGAAUUUAACUAGGUGGUUUAGUUCGAUUUUGGCGGAACACAGUGCUGCAUUGAAUCAAGUAACCGCUGUGCAUGUCGGCAAGAAAGGUGGGGCAGCAAAAUCGAAAGAAAAUCCGGCGAGUCAGCAGCCGAAGGGUGUCAGUGGAGAUGCAGCGAAAGCAGGAACCACUAUGAAAGGAACAUUCGAGGUGGAGCUUCCGGAGGCUGAGUUUGGAAAGGUGAAGUUGAGGUUUGCGCCGGAGCCUAGUGGUUUUCUUCACAUUGGGCACUCAAAGGCAGCUCUGCUGAAUCAGUACUUUGCUCAGAAGUAUGGAGGUGCGGUUAUCCUGAGGUUUGAUGAUACGAAUCCCGCUAAGGAAAGUAAUGAGUUUGUGGACAAUCUCAUCAAGGAUGUUGAGACUUUGGGUGUUAAGUAUGAGAUCAUUACCUAUACUUCCGAUUAUUUCCCUGAGUUGAUGAAAAUGGCUGAGAAGCUGAUUGUCGAAGGGAAAGCAUAUGUUGACGAUACACCUAGGGAGCAGAUGCAAAAAGAGCGAAUGGAUGGGAUUGAGUCUAAGUGUAGAAACCACAGCAAAGAGGAAAAUUUGAAGUUGUGGGAGCAGAUGAUUGCAGGUUCAGAGAGGGGGCUGCAGUGUUGUAUAAGAGGGAAGCUGGAUAUGCAGGAUCCGAACAAAUCACUCAGAGAUCCUGUCUAUUACCGUUGCAAUCCAUUGCCGCAUCACAGGAUUGGGUCCAAGUACAAGGUCUACCCCACUUAUGAUUUUGCUUGUCCAUUUGUUGAUGCCAUUGAAGGUAUAACUCAUGCACUUCGAUCUAGUGAGUACCAUGAUCGCAACGCCCAGUACUAUAGGAUUCAAGGUGAUAUGGGACUGAGAAAAGUGCAUAUUUAUGAGUUCAGUAGGUUGAACAUGGUAUAUACACUCCUCAGCAAGCGCAAGCUUUUGUGGUUUGUUCAAAAUGAGAAGGUCAACGGGUGGGAUGAUCCUCGAUUUCCCACUGUUCAAGGAAUUGUGCGUAGAGGUCUCAAAAUUGAAGCAUUGAUACAGUUCAUUCUGGAGAUGGGGGCUUCGAAGAAUCUGAAUCUUAUGGAAUGGGACAAACUGUGGACAAUUAACAAGAAGAUUAUUGAUCCUGUAUGCCCAAGACACACUGCUGUCAUUGAAGAGGGACGAGUGUUGUUGACCCUCUCUAAUGGCCCUGAGAAGCCAUUUGUCCGCAUAAUACCUAGGCAUAAGAAGUAUGAAGGUGCUGGAGAGAAGACAACAACAUUCACAAGGAGCAUAUGGGUAGAUCGAGCUGAUGCGGAGUUGAUAUCAGUUGAUGAGGAGGUCACUUUGAUGGAUUGGGGGAAUGCCAUAGUUAAGAAGAUUGAGAGGGACCAAGAUGGAAAUCUUUCCCUCUUUGGCGUUUUGCAUCUUGAAGGAUCUGUGAAGACCACCAAAUUGAAGCUUACUUGGCUGCCCAAAAUUGAUGAACUAGUUAAGCUCUCGUUGAUGGAGUUUGACUAUCUGAUAACAAAGAAGAAGCUUGAGGAAGGCGAGGAUUUCCUUGAUGUGGUUAACCCAUGUACCGAAAAGGAGACAGCAGCCCUUGGGGAUUCCAACAUGCGUAAUCUGAAGCGUGGAGAUGUAUUGCAACUUGAGAGGAAAGGAUACUUCAGAUGUGAUGUUCCCUACCUCAGGCCUUCAAAGCCUAUUGUUCUCUUUGCAAUCCCUGAUGGCAGGCAGCAGGCUGGGCUUAAGUGAGGCACUUCCACAAGAGUUUUGGAUUCAGUAUGUGUUUCAAUAAUUGUUAGUACACAUUGAAUAGUAGAAGUUUUAAGUAGUUUAACCAAUUUUCACUUAUAUCAUACUGUCAACCAAGUAUUUUUCUAUUAUGUCAUCUUUGGCGGCGGGAAGUUAUAACCUGCUUUACAUUUUUUUACUAUAUGCAUUAAUCUGCUGGGUAUUAGAUUUAAUUAGUUUCCAUUCU
Argentina anserina (silverweed cinquefoil) is the source of this 2458-nucleotide messenger RNA. Its product is annotated as glutamate--tRNA ligase, cytoplasmic. Gene Ontology annotation, biological process: translation; glutamyl-tRNA aminoacylation. Gene Ontology annotation, molecular function: glutamate-tRNA ligase activity; ATP binding. The coding region runs from base 61 to 2232 and encodes 723 amino acids. Lineage: Eukaryota; Viridiplantae; Streptophyta; Magnoliopsida; Rosales; Rosaceae. Gene Ontology annotation, cellular component: methionyl glutamyl tRNA synthetase complex; cytoplasm; cytosol. The record is from RefSeq and is a predicted model, not a curated record. The transcript has 5 exons.